AUGGAUGUAGACCAAUCCAAUAAAUCAACUACAACUACACCGAAAGUACAACAACCCAAACCGCAAGCACUUCCAAACCGUGCUGGCCCUUCGGCCAUUCUGGUAUCGUCGCGCCAGAAAGGAAACCCAAUACUGAACCAUGUGAAACUUGUGCCGUGGGAAUACGCCGAUAUACCUGCUGACUACGUCCUCGGCGCGACGACCUGUGCUCUGUUCCUCUCCUUGAAGUAUCACCGACUACACCCGGAAUACAUAUACUCUCGCAUACGACUCCUGGCCGGAAAAUACAAUCUGCGCAUCGUACUGGUUAUGGUAGACAUCCCGAACCACGAAGAGACAUUGAAAGAACUGUCCAAAACGUCUAUAGUAAACAACGUGACCCUGAUACUAUGCUGGUCUGCACCAGAAGCCGCGCAUUACUUGGAACUUUAUAAAUCCUCCGAAAAUGCGCAACCGACAGCUAUUCGCUCGCAACAAGCGCAGUCCUACCGAGAAAGCGUCAUUGAAUUCAUAACAGCGCCACGAAGCGUGAACAAAUCGGAUGCGGCGAGUUUGAUGUCUACAUUUGGCAGUCUACAAGCAGCUGUUAAUGCGCAACCGGAGCAGAUUAGUGCUGUUCCUGGCUGGGGAGAGAAGAAAGUGCGACAAUGGUCUAGUGCUGUUCGAGAGGAUUUUAGGGUUGAGUCUACGAGGAGAAAGGUCGCCCCGAUUAGAGAUUUUGGCACUGAAGAUGGUCCAGGCCCGACAUCAGCUGUGGAGGACGCCGACGAUGUCGAGUAUAUAGAAGAUGAUGAGGAUGCGGAAGAAAUUCUACUUGCUUCCGCUCAUCGUGAAUUGCAAACUGAGCAGCAGGCAUUGAGCGAAACGCCGUCCAAGAACGAGGUUCAACCAGAAGAUAGCAUGAGCGAAGGGAUCAUGGAUGCCCUGGCUAAACUACGCAAGCAGGAUACCUGA
Messenger RNA from Talaromyces marneffei, 954 nucleotides. RefSeq lists its product as uncharacterized. NCBI's taxonomy places the organism in Eukaryota, Fungi, Ascomycota, Eurotiomycetes, Eurotiales, Trichocomaceae. The coding region runs from base 1 to 954 and encodes 317 amino acids. The record is from RefSeq and is a predicted model, not a curated record. Gene Ontology annotation, biological process: UV-damage excision repair; meiotic mismatch repair; mitotic recombination. Gene Ontology annotation, molecular function: damaged DNA binding; single-stranded DNA binding. Gene Ontology annotation, cellular component: nucleus; ERCC4-ERCC1 complex; nucleotide-excision repair factor 1 complex. The transcript has a single exon.